AUGGAUGAACUUUUAGGCUGGUUCUAUUAUUUUGCUGAUAUAAUCAGGCAUGUAAAUCUAAGCGACAUCAGUAUUAGUUUAAAACCUGCUGUAACGCGUCGCAUUGCCACGGCUCCCCGUGAUGGCAUCGCCCCUGCUGGCGAGGGUCUGCCCUAUGCGGAGUACUCGCUGCCGGUGACCAAAGGGCCAGACGCGGACGUCGACCAGGGACUGAGCCUUUCAUCCUACUAUAAAGGAGGAUUUGAACAGAAAAUGAGUAGGCGAGAAGCUAGUCUUAUUUUGGGUAUAAGCCCAUCUGCUGGCAAGGCCAAGAUUAGAACAGCUCAUAGGAGAAUCAUGAUUUUGAAUCACCCAGGUAAAGGUGGAUCUCCUUACCUAGCAACCAAAAUAAAUGAAGCAAAAAACUUGCUAGAAGCAACCACCAAACACUGA
Neomonachus schauinslandi (Hawaiian monk seal) is the source of this 432-nucleotide messenger RNA. Its product is annotated as dnaJ homolog subfamily C member 15-like. Gene Ontology annotation, molecular function: ATPase activator activity. Gene Ontology annotation, biological process: protein import into mitochondrial matrix. The transcript has 2 exons. The record is from RefSeq and is a predicted model, not a curated record. Bases 1 to 432 code for a protein of 143 amino acids. Lineage: Eukaryota; Metazoa; Chordata; Mammalia; Carnivora; Phocidae. Gene Ontology annotation, cellular component: PAM complex, Tim23 associated import motor.